CGCACAAACACCAUCAGCACACACGUACCAUUAUUCAGCAUGAGGUUUGGUCUUGCUUUGCUCGCUGGAGCAGCAGCAGUAGAAGCCCACAAUGGUCACCAUGACCGACCUGGAAAAUGGGAUUGGAACGGUGGCUAUCCCUACGGAGGAUGCAAUUCACAGCAUUUAACUGGAACUCCUCCAAAACCUGGGUCAUUGAACGCUACUUUCGCUCAACUCAUCGACCACAGCAACCCGAGCUUGGGCACAUUUGAACAGUUCUUCUUCUACGAUACGACAUACUGGAAAGGCCCCGGAUCCCCGGUCAUCCUCUUCACCCCAGGCGAAGUCAAUGCAACAAGAUACACCAGCUAUCUCACCACGAAUCGUACAACCGGCGUCCUCGCCCAAGAGAUUGGCGCCGCGACCAUCGUGCUCGAACACCGUUACUGGGGUGUUUCCAGCCCCUUCAGCGACCUCACUACCGCCAAUCUCAGAUAUCUCACCCUCGAAAACUCCAUCAAAGACCUGACCUACUUCGCCCGCACCGUUGAACUCCCCUUCGCCUCCAAACGCCACCCCAGCAAUGCCAAAGAUGUUCCCUGGGUGACGAUGGGCGGCUCAUACUCUGGUGCCCUCUCCGCCUGGACUGCUUCCGUUGACCCUGGAACAUACUGGGCAUACCAUGCAUCGAGCGCGCCUGUACAAGCCAUCUCUGACUACUGGUCUUACUUCCUUCCUGUACAACAAGGCAUGCCGAAGAAUUGCAGUCAAGACGUCUCCUUGGUAAUUGACCACAUGGACAACAUCCUUAUCAACGGCACGGAAGACGAAGCCAAGGAAUUGAAGGCCCUCUUUGGACUGCAGGACGUCAGUCAUAACGACGACUUCAUGGCCGCCCUGGAAAAUGGUCCUUGGCUAUGGCAGGGAAAUCAGUUCUACAACACCAGCGGCUUCUUCACGUGGUGCGACUACGUCGAAGACAGCGUCAACGCCACCGGAUCGAGCGUUGCAGGUCCUUCCGGUGUCGGAGUCGAAAAGGCACUCGCCGGCUACGCGAAGUGGUUCAAAGAAGUCCAACUGCCCGGAUACUGCGAAUCGUACGACUACUUCCACGGUGAAAACAACACGGAGUGUUUCGAUACCUACAACCCUGAUUCACCGAUGUUCACCGACACGAGUCUGAGCAAUACAGUCGACCGACAAUGGGUCUAUAUGACCUGCAAUGAACCCUUCGGAUACUGGCAGACGGGCGCGCCAGCAGAUCGCCCGAGCAUUGUAUCCCGCCUCGUGACGCCAGAAUACUGGAUCCGCAUGUGCGGCCUCUAUUUCCCAGCCGGUCCGGAUGGAGAGACGUACGGCAUCGCCAAAGGCGUCACGGAAGAGGAUGUCAAUGCCUACACGGGCGGGUGGGACAUUACCAAUACAACGCGGUUGAUCUACGUCAACGGCGGGUAUGAUCCGUGGAGAGAAUCGGGAGUGUCGUCGUCUGAUCUGAGGCCUGGCGGACCAUUGCAGAGUACCAAUGAAGUGCCGGUAUUGGUCGUGCCUGGAGGUUUUCAUACAAGUGACUUGAUUACCAUGAAUGGAGCAGUCAAUGCAGGGGCGAAGGAGGUUAUCGAUUGCGUUGUGGCGCAGUUGAAGGAGUGGGUCGGAGAGUGGCCGAAGCAUGGAAGGUAUUGGAGGGAGUAA
Messenger RNA from Zymoseptoria tritici IPO323, 1671 nucleotides. It is a transcript of the gene MgSCP8, whose product is annotated as serine carboxypeptidase. Gene Ontology annotation, molecular function: dipeptidyl-peptidase activity; serine-type exopeptidase activity. The transcript is spliced from 2 exons. Gene Ontology annotation, biological process: proteolysis. The record is from RefSeq and is a predicted model, not a curated record. NCBI's taxonomy places the organism in Eukaryota, Fungi, Ascomycota, Dothideomycetes, Mycosphaerellales, Mycosphaerellaceae. The coding region runs from base 40 to 1671 and encodes 543 amino acids.